Messenger RNA from Wickerhamiella sorbophila, 927 nucleotides. Its product is annotated as Phosphatidylglycerol phospholipase C. Gene Ontology annotation, molecular function: phosphoric diester hydrolase activity. Bases 1 to 927 code for a protein of 308 amino acids. The record is from RefSeq and is a predicted model, not a curated record. Gene Ontology annotation, biological process: lipid metabolic process. The transcript has a single exon. Lineage: Eukaryota; Fungi; Ascomycota; Dipodascomycetes; Dipodascales; Trichomonascaceae.
AUGUCUAUUAUCGGGCCGUCACCGUAUGAUUCAAGCAAACCGGUCAAUAUUGGCCACCGUGGUUUCCGUGGAUCUUACCCCGAAAACACCAUGCUGGCCCUUCGAGAGGGAAUCAAAGCCGGUGCCACCAUUGUUGAAACCGAUAUCCAGCUGGCUUCUGACAAUGUAGUGGUUAUGUGCCACGAUGUUACGACGGGGCGCUGUUUCGACAGCAACGUGGUUGUUGAGGAGACGCCCUACCACGGCGGUCUUGAAAAACUCCGUACCAAAGACUCUUUCAAGGAGCCUAUGCCUACUUUGAAGCAAGUCUGCGAAAUGAUAAUAAAUGAGCCCGAGGCGUCCAAUGCUAUGCUCAUGAUUGACAUCAAAAGGAGCAACGGUCCCCGGGUUGUGAGCUUUGUGAUCGAGGUUCUCAAAUCAGUAGCCCCAUUAGAGGUCUGGAAGAAGCGUUGCGUGCUCGGUGUCUGGCGGCUGAAUGUUAUGCACAAAGUCGUUGAGCUCGCGCCCGAGUUGGAUGUUGUAUUUAUUGGUUUCCAACUCAAGCUGGCCCGCAAGUUCCUUGAAUUCGAGCAGACGAAAGGAAUCUCAAUGAAUUAUGCAUGCUAUGCAGUUAGAGGUGGGCCGGAAAUCAUUGAUGCGGCAAGAGCCAAACACGUCAAGAUCUAUUCUUGGACCAUCAACCACCCAGAAGCAAUGAAAUGGGCAGUUGCCUCAAGAAUCAAUGGCGUCAUCACAGACCACCCCGACCUUUUCCAAAAUUUCCUCAACACAAUCUCGGAGAAGGACAUGUUUUCAGAGUACUUUACUUCGAACCCUUACAAGUUCUAUUCGACAUGGGAUCAGGUGCAGCACUACUGCAUGUACUUGGUUGCCAAUGCAUUUUUCUUCCUAUCCGACAGCUUCCCCAAACUUUUCCGGGGUGUUUAA